Messenger RNA from Durusdinium trenchii, 1284 nucleotides. The record is from the annotation of a GenBank genome assembly. NCBI's taxonomy places the organism in Eukaryota, Dinophyceae, Suessiales, Symbiodiniaceae.
ACCUUUGAAGGAGCUGCAGCGGCUGAGUGAGGCAAAUCUCGGCAGAAUGCAUUCAUUUGAAGCCCGAUGUGGGGGUAGUUGUUUGGUGUCGUUGACAAGUUGCUCAGAGCAAAGUUUGUUGUACGCUCAAAUGCACAUGGGAGUAUAUACUCACUCCGUGGCCGCUAAGAAAAAAGCAAUAAACAUCAAAAGAUUGUCAUAGAUUGUCAAUAUGUCAGAACCCGUGUGAUCAAACAGUAUGCGCAAGAUCCGUAUCCAAGUUUGGGUUCUGCACACCCACCGUAAUUUGCUUGAAUCUUCCAAGCAUUCUCCAUUUGCCCCGAACUGAUCGCCGGCAGGCUCAACCCGGUAUGGGUAAGUCAUUGUUGGAUCGGCUGGAAGGCACCACGUGGCUUGAUGAGAGGAAAUGCCCGAUUGCACACAUCCAAAGCGGAGAGAUCUUUUGGUCCAACACGAUGGCGUCCAUGGCAUCAUUGAUCUCUGAUGGCACAAUUGUGGUGACAAUAUGGAAGGAAGAUGUGGUGGCCAGAGGCUGCCAGAGCACAGAUCAAUCAUCAAAGAAUGGGGUUGCUCGAGAUGGAGAUGUAGCUAUUACAUUACAGCUUCAUGAUUUUUGCUCUCUGCCCAAGCCCUCAAAGCAGUCCACGUUCUUCGUUCAAGAAUCCGUGUUCAUUGCAGAAUCCGCUACGGGCCUAGGGGUGAAUUGUGAUGUUUGAACAAACGACCCAGGCCGUCAACUGAUUGCAUUGUUUGUGUUUGAGAUGCUUCACACAGCUUGAUGCUGGACAGGGGACGGUGUGAACUUUCGUUUAUCAUAUUGCCACAUUCAGCUAUUCAAACAUAUUCAAACAGUAGUUGAUGUCAAACUUGGAUUCUACCUGCGGUCUUUUGACAGGCGAAGUGGACCUGGACACAGAGCCAGCGUGCAUUACGUGGUCACGCUGGAACGACCUGCCUUCCCAGAUUAUGAGCUUUGUGUGGAUCAAGGGUUGACCUUGUACAAAGACCAGCAGGUAAGAUAGCUCAAUGGGCCAAAGCACGACAAGGCCUUCUCGUGUGAACGAAUCCAAGUAUCGCCAAGUCGCAAGAAUUGCAUUCCAGCGGCAUUUGGCCAUGCGGAUAGACCAUUGUGCGGGAAAAGUGGAAAGCAGCCAACAUGGCCUACUGCUUAAUUUGAUUGUGCGGAGGCGUUUGAACGUACUAUCAACAAUCCCGCCUGUCAGACCAGGUCCUCAGUCAACCAGGUUCCACCCUUGGAGUAUCUCUCUCGCGUGGUUCUCAUUU